Cynara cardunculus var. scolymus (artichoke) is the source of this 694-nucleotide messenger RNA. RefSeq lists its product as uncharacterized. The record is from RefSeq and is a predicted model, not a curated record. NCBI's taxonomy places the organism in Eukaryota, Viridiplantae, Streptophyta, Magnoliopsida, Asterales, Asteraceae. The coding region runs from base 1 to 600 and encodes 199 amino acids. The transcript has 3 exons.
AUGGCUUCAAAAGCGAAGAAGUUGGCAACAAUCAUUUCUUUCACUGCUUCCAGAAUAUUCUUUUUCCUUAUUUUCUUCCAGAUUCCUCUUUUUAGAUUCCCAUGUAGAAUUGGUACUUGCAGGACACCAAUGGAGCUAACUUCUUCACAAUUAAUUGCAACUGAAGUGGUACCUUCAGGGGUAGUGAAGGCUCUCCUGUACCCAGGUGCCAUUGGAAAGUCGAUUCUUAACAAGCCCAUUCCAAAGUACAAUAAACUACUAGAUGCAUACAAGUUGAAAAGUCUUAGACGAAUCCCUUCCACAACUGAUCUCCAGUAUAUUGAGGUUCUAGCAGGAAGCUAUUUGGCUGUGGCGGGAUCUAUAAUAGGUCUGUUUAGAUCAAGACGGUUGGGGCUUUUCGGUAUGCUUUUGUUAUGCUGGGGACUUUCUAAAGAACCCUAUGGGCAUGCAGCAGAAUAUAAAGCUCACAGAAAUGCCAUUUCUGUCUACUACCCAACAAUGUCAAUUGCUGUUCUUUCUGCCUUCCUUUCUAUUAGAGAUGAUGUUAAAAAGAUUGUUUCUUGUUUCAGGUGGACCUUUUCAAAGUCCAAAUACAAAUGAACCUUUGAAAACUGCCAAAUUGGUGGAAUUCUGUUCUUUUUGUAACUGUUGUUUACGUAACGAGAUCGUAACACGAAUAAUGAGGUAUUUGGGU